CUACUUCCCAGGGAUUUAGUACCUCGGCUGUUUCCACAAGCGUCACUGUGCAUAGCUGGACAUUUUUUGCAUUGCUUUGUUGUGCUCGAAGUUCUUUCUAGGACAACCAAGGUUUUUUGGCGGUUCUUUUUGUAGAAAGCAGGAUGUCUCAAUCCGUUACAGAGAAGAGAACCGUGGUAAAAACGUCAUCAAACUAUUCCAACGACGAUGGUAUUAGGUAUAAGUCGUCGGUGGGACCUAGACCGACAUCUGCAGUCAAGUCCCGAUCAUCGUUCACUCCAAGUUACCAUGGCGGGCGUCCAUCAAGCGGAUUCUCGUAUACAGCCUCCUACACGAUGGGGAUGCAAGCAACACCCUUACCCAUGGAUGGAUCGUAUGCUACUAUCUCCAACUCAAACGUCUCCAGCGUGAAAACUACCCGGGCCCGCGAAAAGAAGGAUAUGCAAGAUUUGAACGAACGACUGGCCAACUACAUUGAAAAGGUGCGAUUUCUCGAAGCCCAAAACAAAAAACUUGUGGCCGAGUUGGAGGAUUUGAAAAGCAAGUGGGGAAAAGAAACAGCCGCCAUCAAGGAAAUGUACGAGACAGAGCUAAAGGAAGUUCGCGAAGUUUUGGACGACACUGCCAAAGACAAGUCACGACUUGAGAUCGAGGCCAGAAACCUGCAGGAACAAAACCAAGACCUCUACAGACAACUUGACGAGGCCAAGAAGUACCGUCAGAUCGACCGUGACCAGAUCAACAAGCUCAAUCAGCAGCUGUCCGAGUACGAUGGCGAGAUCAGCAUGUUACGGCGUACACUGGAGAACAUGGAGAAGGAGAGAGAGAGGGACAAGGUCACCAUCCAGAGACUCACCGCCGAGGUCGAGAAGCUUAGGAUGGAACUGGCCGCGGAGACGCUCGCUCACCUGGACUGUGAGAACAGGCUGCAGACCCUGGCCGAGGAGAUGGAAUUCAUGAAGAGCUUACACGAAGAGGAAAUGAAGGAACUGGCGAACCUGGCCUACAGAGACACAACCGAGGAGAACCGGGAAUUCUGGAAGAACGAGCUGUCCUCUGCCAUCCGUGAAAUCCAGUAUGAGUAUGACGCCAAGUGUGACCAGAUCCGAGGUGAUCUCGAGGGGUACUACAACCUCAAGGUACAAGAGAUCCGCACUGGCAUCACCAAACAGAACAUGGAGGCUCAGCAUUCCAAGGAAGAGACCCGCAAAUGGCGAACCCAAGUCACGGACUUGAAGGCGAAACUGGCCGAUGUGGAAGCCAGGAACGCCCAGCUGGAGAGAACUCUCCGAGAACUACAGCGAGAGCUGGACGAGAAGGAUCAGGAUGCUGCUCGUAGAGAAGCCACCCUCCGUGAGGAGAUAACUCAGCUCAGAAUGGAGAUGGAAAAAAUAUUGCAAGAGUUACACCUGAUGGACGCCAAACUGUCACUGGAGCUAGAGAUCGCGGCCUACAGGAAGCUGCUGGAGGGAGAAGAGAGCAGAGUCGGUCUGAAAAACGUUGUGGAGUCAAUGAUAACAACCCGGAGCUCUGGCGGACAGAGUCUGUCUGAAGUCAUCAGUAGCUCGGGAUAUGGCGCCGAGAGCGGUGACUCCCAGAUGUCCAUGAAGAUGAUGAGGGGCGAGGUUUCGGCUAAAACCACCUACCAGAGAACCUCCAAGGGAGCCGUGUCGAUUGCUGAGGCAAGUCCGGAAGGGAAGUACAUCCUGCUGGAAAACACCUCUAGCGGAUCAACCAGAAGGGAUGAAAAUCUUGAGGGCUGGAGAAUUGUCCGAAAUAUCGAUGGCAAGAGUGAGGUGUACUACAACUUCCCAAUGGGCUUCGUUCUUCGAUCUGGAAAGAGUGUCAAGAUCUGGGCGCGGAAGUAUGCCAGCCAGGCUUUGAUGAAUGACCUGGUACACAAGGAUGAUGACAGCUGGGGUGUUGGUCUGCAGGUAGUGACCAGGCUUCUGAAUGGAUCAGGCGAGGAGAAGGCCAGUCACACCCAGAAGACAUUGUAUCAUUAAACACUGCCAAGGACCACCUUAUUCUUAAGAGAUUAUUCACUUUUAACACUUUGUAGUCAUUUUUAGUCAACUAAAAUAAUUUACACCAGGGUACUGGCUUCAGUUGCGCGUUGUGUUGGUUGCCUAGCAACAGCUUGGUCGCUAUUUUGCACAACUUUAAUGGUCGAUUUUUACAAAGUGUUGUAGUUGUGGUUAUCUGUUAAAAGGAUAGUAAAUGCUUUGUUCACAAUGUGUUGUAGUUUACCCUCAUGGAAGGGCAUGUGGGAUAUUCUCUUGGUAGAUUUCUCGUACUAAAUUUGGCAGGUUACCAGAUGUGAAAGUCGUUUUAGGAACGGCUUGAAUACUGUGCCAACGUACAUAAGUAGGACUAGGUUAGUAACGUUUUUCAAAAUUCCCAUGUACGCAGAAUCCUGAAACUAAACUGAAUAAAGUCAUGGAGAAAAGAAAAGGUGUAAUGUGCGAAAACAGAGGAAAUCAGUUGUUUUUAUUUAGCAUCAUGUCGCGUGACAAUAAUUGUCCAGUAAUGGCUGCAGGCCUAACAUUGUAGGUGAUCUAACUGAAAAAGGCGUGUGUAGAACUGGUACAUUCGUGUUAAUAUAUAUAGUACAUACCGUGAUAUUCACCAUUUUAUAAUAAUCGACUUAUUUUUCACUUUUAAAAACUGCAUUCCUCGAAACGCCAAAGUUCUAAAACUUUAAAGAAACUGGUAAAAAAACACAUUGUCUAACGAAAGUGUUUUAUAGAAUGUGAUUGUUGGUUGCAAGUAGACCGUAGUUGUUGUUAGCUGAUUUGAAGUGUUAGGGCAUGAGACACGUGUUCCUCCGAGCACUACGUCCUCUUCAGACGACAAACGCUGCCAUCAUUUCGUGUUUUUAUUUAUUGCUAAUCGUCUCUUUUGUUGUAUAAUAAAUGUCUUAUCGUAAUGGUAUAUAUUUUAUUGGUAAUACAGGUCGGUUUAUAAUGAAUAAUAUAUGUCAUAUUCGCAGUAGUAUCAUAUUAGAAGACAAACGCUGUCGGUAUGUUCGGAGGUGGUAAUACAUUUUGCAUUCGUCUUGUAUUUUUUUACACAGAUUUAUAAAUCUGAGUAUUUUUGUUCCUGUCGUUGUUGUUGUUGUAGGUAAAGGGAAUCGUUUUACAUUAUAGCUACUUUCUGAGUUAAAGACUUGAAUAAACUGAAAACAAAACAUUUCGUUGCGUUUUACGUGAUAUACAAUUUGACCCAAAUAUGUGAUGGGGGUACAUGUGGCUCAUAUCUUAGAAGUUGUAUUGUCUCGCUUCUGUGCGUCAUUUCUACUGCCAGUGACGAAUUCUGUCUACAGCGAAAAGAUUUCUACCCGAUGUCUUUCCUCUGGUUCAAUAUUUUCACGUGAUGCGCCCUGUUCUAGUUUGGUACUUUGUUCACGUAGACGAGAAUAUAUAAGGUUGUUUUUAAACAAUAUGUGAGCCCGUGUAAUUCUGGGCGGAAAAGGUGUACACGUACAAGCAGACGACAGAGCAAGAUUUCUUCUUUUAAUACUUCUAAAUUUAGGACGAUUUUAACUUGUUUUAAAACAAGGUAUGUUCCGCUUUCACACAUUUCAAUAAUGGUGCCUAUGCUUGCCCAUCUAGCAGUGCACAGAUUUCACGCGAUGAUUUGAUUUGCAAUCAGUAUGACAAGGAGGAUAAAUUUUAUUUAAACCAUCGUUUCCUUUUUUUCGACGCAACCCGAGUGAUAUUGACAAAGGCUCGUAUACAGUGGGAUUAGCCGUGAAGCUGGGCAAAUCACACUGUCAAAAGACAAAACAAAGAACAUGUAGCGAGGAAUGACAAGCUCUCAAUAAAUUUCGAAAUUAGGCCUUUUCAAUAAGGCCAGAUUUGCGGAGAGUGUGUCACCAUAGUUACUAACGAAGACAAAGUGCCCAAAAUGACAGGAACCAACCCAGGAAGAGAUCUUUUGUAUUUGUCGUGUUGAAAAGCGAUUAUUGUUAUAUUCAUAACCACUCAGCACGAUAACGAAUGAGCCAAUAAUUCAUGAGUUGGAUAUUUCCUGCUGAACUGCUAUUAACCGCGGAAUGAAAAUUUUGCUGCUGGUGUUGAAAAAUGUUGUGCUAAUAUGCUAUGUGUAGACUCCUACAACGAGUUGUUUGUCUGUCCGAUAUGGUUGUGCCUCUUUAUGAAUGUAGUGCGUCAAGUGUUACAGCUCAUACUGUUUAUAUUUGCUGAUUAUGUCAUUAAAGCAUUCACCUUUGCU
Liolophura sinensis is the source of this 4236-nucleotide messenger RNA. Its product is annotated as 70 kDa neurofilament protein-like. NCBI's taxonomy places the organism in Eukaryota, Metazoa, Mollusca, Polyplacophora, Chitonida, Chitonidae. Gene Ontology annotation, molecular function: structural constituent of cytoskeleton. Gene Ontology annotation, biological process: nuclear envelope organization; nuclear pore localization; nuclear migration. Gene Ontology annotation, cellular component: nuclear lamina; nuclear envelope. The record is from RefSeq and is a predicted model, not a curated record.